AUUUAUCAGAUUAGUUUUUAUAUUUUAUUUUUCUAUAACUUGCCAAGUUUAUGAGCUUAAUUGUUUGUAAAAAAAUUUACAAUUAUUAUUAUGUUUUCAAGUUAUCCAAAAUGUAGUGGAGCAAGAGCACCUGGUCUUGCUGCUGAUAUGCAUUUUCGUGAUAAUGUAAUAGCAUAUAUUGGACCAGCAUGUGCAUUUGCCCUUGAACCAGUUGCUCGACUUGCUGCUUACUGGAAUACACCAAUAAUCACUGGAAUGGGUGAUCAGCCUCCAUCUGAGGGUGAACUAUCAGUUACAUCUGGUAUUCUAGGAAGACUCCACAAGUGGAAAAAUGAAAGCUCGGGUAUUUUUAAAGAUAAAAGUAAAUAUCCAACGUUAACGAGAAUGUCAUAUUGUCAGUGUCGUUUGCGAUUAGUAUUUGCAAGUAUAUUUAAAGAAUUUGGCUGGUCACAUGUUGCAUUGAUACUUGAUAAAUCAGAUUUAUUUUCAUUAACGGUUGGGAAAAAUCUUGAAUACGGAUUGAGAAAAGAUGGGUUACUCAAAUUUGUACGUGAACUUGAUGGUAAUUCUGAGGAUGAUUCUUAUCAUUUAUAUUUACGAGAUGCAAGCAUGUAUGCUAGAGUUGUUAUUUUGAGUGUUCGAGGUACACUUGUUAGAAAAUUUAUGCUUGCUGCUCACAGUCUAGGAAUGACUCGAGGAGAUUGGACAUUUCUUGAUGUUGAAAUAAUUCAAGGAUCGUAUUGGGGUGAUCACGACUGGGAAAUGAAUGAUCAUGAUGAUUCAGCAGCAAGAAAAGCAUAUGAAGCUUUGUUACGUGUAUCAUUAUUACAACCAACAAGUCCACGUUUCCAAGGCUUUGCUGAUAAUGUUAGGAUUCGUGCACAAACUGAUUAUAAUUACUCAUUUUCAGAAGGUGAAGAGGUAAAUUUUUUUAUUGGUGCAUUUUAUGAUGGUGUUUAUUUAUUGGGAAUAGCAUUGAAUGAAACAAUAUCAGAGGGUGGUGACAUAUGGGAUGGUUUAUCAAUGACAAGAAAAAUGUGGAAUCGUGAUUUUAUGGGAAUAACUGGACAUGUUAGAAUUGAUGUUGAUGGUGAUCGUGAUGCUGAUUAUAGUAUUCUUGAUUUAGAUCCAAUAACUGGUAAUUUUGAAGUUGUUGCACAUUAUCUAGGUGCUAAUCGUGAAUACAAUCAAAUGAUUGGUAAAAAAAUACAUUGGCCAGGUGGUAGAGAUUCACCACCACGUGAUAUACCAGAAUGUGGUUUUCUUGGUGAUGAUCCAUCAUGUUUAUUAAAAACUGAUGCAUAUACAUUUAUACAUAUUGUUUGUGCUAGUUUAAUAUUAUUAAUUAUUUUAAUAAUUGCAAUAACUUCUGCAUUUUUAUUUUAUCGUCAUUUACGUUUAUCAGCUGAUCUUAAUAAUAUGUCAUGGAGAAUAAGACCAGAGGAUUUAUUACUUGAAGUUAGCAAAGUAUUUUCAUCUAAAAUUAAUUUACAUCAAGUUAUGUCUGAGCCAAAUAAUUAUGGACUUGAACAACGUAGACGUGGUUCACAAGUCAGCGGUGAUUCAUUUGGACCAACAACUGUAUUUACAACUGUUGGAAUUUACAAAGGUGAACGUGUUGCUAUUAAAAAAAUUACUAAAAAAAAAGUUGUUGAUGUUACUAAAAAGCUAUUGUGGGAAAUUAAACAAGUACGUGAUGUUACAUCAGAAAAUACAGUGAGAUUUAUUGGAGCAUGUUUAUGUUCACCAUCACCAACAGUAUUGAUAUUAACUGAAUAUUGUCCAAAGGGAUCGUUGAAAGAUGUACUUGGUAAUGAGGCAAUAAAACUCGAUUGGAAUUUUCGUAUGUCACUUAUUCAUGACAUUGUUAAGGGAAUGGAUUAUUUACAUGCUAGUGAAGUUGGAUCACACGGUAAAUUAAGAUCAUGUAAUUGUCUAAUUGAUGGACGUUUUGUUCUAAAAAUAUCGGAUUUUGGACUUAAAACAUUAACAACACCUGCUGAUUUAAUUAUGGAUGAAAAUCAUUAUACAAAAUUACUUUGGAUUGCACCGGAAUUAUUACCAGGUACUGUUUUACCUGGAUGUGCUGCAACUCAAAAAGGUGAUGUCUAUAGUUUUGCAAUAAUUUUAGAAGAAAUUGUACUACGUGGUGGACCAUAUGAAGUUGCAAAAUCCUACAUGUCAUCACAAGAAAUAAUUGAACGUGUAUCAGCUGGUGAAAAUCCAAGUUUUCGUCCAGAAGUUGCACUGAGAGAUUGUCCACCUGAUAUACUUUCUCUUAUGGAAAAAUGCUGGAAUGAAAUUGCCGAGGAACGACCAAGUUUUCAUACAAUACGUGCGACAAUUAGAGGAAUAAUGAAAGGAUAUUGUGAAAAUCUUAUGGAUGAUCUUUUGCGACGUAUGGAACAAUAUGCCAACAACCUGGAAGUAUUAGUUAGUGAAAAAACAGAACAAUUGAGUUUAGAAAAAAGAAGAAGUGAAGAAUUAUUAUAUCAAGUUCUUCCAAGACAAGUUGCAUGUCAAUUGAUGGCAGGUGAAGUUGUACAACCAGAACAAUUUGAAUCAGUUACAAUUUAUUUUAGUGACAUUGUUGGUUUUACUGGACUAUGUGCAGCAAGUACACCAAUGCAAGUUGUUGAUUUUUUAAAUGAUCUUUAUUCAACAUUUGAUAGAAUCAUUGGAUUUUAUGAUGUAUAUAAAGUUGAAACAAUUGGUGAUGCAUACAUGGUUGUUUCUGGUUUACCACAAAGAAAUGGUGAUGAACAUGCUAAAGAAAUAUGUCUAAUGGCAUUAGCAAUACUUGAUGCUGUUACAACAUUUAAAAUAUUACACAAACAAGAUAUACAAUUAAGUGUGAGAAUUGGCAUUCACAGUGGUCCAGUUUGUGCUGGUGUUGUUGGACAAAAAAUGCCACAUUAUUGUUUAUUUGGUGAUACUGUUAAUACAGCAUCAAGAAUGGAAUCUUCUGGUCUACCACUUCGUAUUCAUGUGUCUGAUGCAACUAAAGAAAUUUUAGAUAAAUUUGGUAUAUUUGAACUUGAAUUAAGAGGUGAAGUUGAGCUUCGUGGUAAAGGUAAUGUAACGUCAUACUGGCUCAACUGUUGUACAUCACCAGAUCCAAGAUUAUCAACACCAAAAAAUCGUAAAUACAGCACAAGUCCACCAGACAAUAAUACAACAACAGCAACAACAACAUUUAAUCCACUUAUUUUUCCUCAAAGCUUAACAAGUUGUUCAAAAAUAGCUAACAAUACAUUUAUUAAUUUAUCAGAAUUAUAA
Messenger RNA from Aphidius gifuensis, 3279 nucleotides. RefSeq names its product atrial natriuretic peptide receptor 1. Bases 91 to 3279 code for a protein of 1062 amino acids. The record is from RefSeq and is a predicted model, not a curated record. The transcript is spliced from 14 exons. Lineage: Eukaryota; Metazoa; Arthropoda; Insecta; Hymenoptera; Braconidae. Gene Ontology annotation, molecular function: peptide receptor activity; ATP binding; protein kinase activity. Gene Ontology annotation, biological process: intracellular signal transduction; protein phosphorylation; receptor guanylyl cyclase signaling pathway. Gene Ontology annotation, cellular component: membrane.